This is a messenger RNA of Trematosphaeria pertusa, 781 nucleotides long. RefSeq lists its product as uncharacterized. The coding region runs from base 131 to 601 and encodes 156 amino acids. Lineage: Eukaryota; Fungi; Ascomycota; Dothideomycetes; Pleosporales; Trematosphaeriaceae. Gene Ontology annotation, molecular function: oxidoreductase activity. The record is from RefSeq and is a predicted model, not a curated record. The transcript is spliced from 3 exons.
AAAAUAAGCCUGCCUUCCAUCCUAGGGGCUUAGCGAACAAAAAACUUCUCUCCGCGGCCGUAUACACAGUAGCGCCCAGUCUCCACUUGAAACGGAAAGUUUCCGCUUACAUCGGGAUCACGUGAAUAUCAUGGCCUCAGACGAUACUACUACGCCUCCCCAAACAAACGGCUCCACCACGGGCGGACAGAAGGGCAAGUUUCUCUGCCUGACUAUCCUGGGGUAUCGGAAGGCUGGCAUGAGCGAGGAGGAUUACCGCCACCAUAUGACCAAGAUCUCGGCGCCCAUGACGCAGGACCUGCUCGUCAAGUACGGUGUCAAGCGAUGGACUAUGAUCCAUAACCCGCUCGAGACGCGAAAGCUAACAGCCGAGCUUUAUGACCCGCAAAUGGCAAACGUAGCGGACUAUGAUUGCUUCAGCCAAGUCGUUUUCAAAGACUUGGAGGGCUACAAAGCGAUGAAAGAGGAUCCGUUCUACAAGGAGCACUUGAUGCACGACCACGAGAACUUCGCGGAUACGCGACGGAGCAAGAUCACCAUUGGGUGGGUCGAGGAAUUCAUUAGGGAUGGGCAGGUUGUGGACGGCAUGAAGGACUGUUGAGAAAGAGGCGACGCUGGGUGGGACCAUGUUGACACAAACGAAGGUGAUACGGCACAAUAGGGCUUGAACGCGACCCGAGAAUCAGGGGCAUCUGCGGUGUGUAGACGCCGUACUUGCUGGAAGGGUAUGAGCGUGUCAGUAAUCCAAAGACAGAAACCCAAUGCAUGUAUGACGACGCCA